Molecule: messenger RNA, 2117 nt
Organism: Paramormyrops kingsleyae
Lineage: Eukaryota; Metazoa; Chordata; Actinopteri; Osteoglossiformes; Mormyridae
Gene: gsc
Product: goosecoid
Biological process (GO): regulation of transcription by RNA polymerase II
Cellular component (GO): nucleus
Molecular function (GO): DNA-binding transcription factor activity, RNA polymerase II-specific; RNA polymerase II cis-regulatory region sequence-specific DNA binding
Source: RefSeq, a predicted model, not a curated record
CACACACACACACAUAUAUAUAUAUAAAUUUAUUGUGUAUUAAUGCAAAUAUUCACGUAUAUUUCAGAAAGAACGCACGUGUAUAAUUAUUUUUCUAGCCUUCAUAAUAGACCUGCUGUCUCCGGACCAGUGUAAUAGCAUUUGAUUCUGUUCUCUUCGGUUAAUUGGUCUAUGACUGAAUAUAUCUGAAGGUGGUUCUGACAACAGUGGCCGGCAUUUCCUCCCCAAACCUACUUUAGCAUAGAUCUUGCAAACAUUUAUGUUGAAAUUCGGAUUUAAUAUUAUGUCCAGCAUACAUCCCCGUGUUUUUUUUUCCCGUCUCCUCUGUUGUACAGUGGUCUCCUGCACAGAGCAAAUAACAUUUGUAAGGAUGAGUUAAUGGGAAACUUGUCAGGAAAUCCCUGUGUGGACAAUAGAAUUAAUCCGAUUGACCUGCACAAUCAGCUCUUUCGACUGACAUUCUCAAUUGAGUUUGGUGAUUUAUUUAAAGAGUCUGCUAAUUGCAAGGAACUUAACUUAAUUAAUUCACAAUUCACAUAUGCGCGCUUUUCACACCAUCUCGCGCUAACCCCCGCAAGAGCCAAUAUGGUUUAGGUUGUCAUCUGCAGUUCUGGCGGAUGACGUCAGCCGGGUAUAAAGCAGUGGAGAACUUGGGAUGGACCACAAAAACAAGUGACUGUAGCGAUUGAUUGUACUGGAAAUCGGAUCAGCGAACGGGGUCGGUAAAUUAAUAGUUUUCUUGAAGACCAUCGACCCCAGAGCAGACUUUGUUUUACACCGAGCUAACAACCGAAGUACUAACCUAUUUGUGUCUUCGUAUUUGUGUGUGAUGCCUGCUGGCAUGUUCAGCAUCGACAGUAUUCUGGCUGGGAGACCCAGUUGCAAGGAAUCCGUAGUCCUGCAUCGGAGUACUCCGGUCGUGUUUUCCAGUCUGGCUGACUCUAUGUACACGGCUGCUGACUUUAACGGACUCUAUUCGCAUUCUUCGGGAAGCUCACCUGCAAACAUUCAGCCACUUGGCGGAACGAGGAUUGGGUACAACAACUAUUACUACGGGCAGCUUCAUGUACAGGGGCCCGGCGGCCCAGCCUGCUGCGGUGCGGUAUCAGCCAUCGGUUCACAGCAGUGUCCAUGCAUUCCAACAGGUUAUGAAAGUGCCGGCUCGAUGCUUCUCUCACCCCUACCUCACCAGAUGAUGUCCUACAUGAAUAUGGGUACCCUGUCAAGGACUGAGCUCCAGUUAUUGAACCAGUUGCACUGUCGUCGGAAGAGGAGACACCGGACGAUCUUCACCGAUGAACAACUGGAAGCCUUGGAGAACCUUUUCCAGGAAACCAAAUACCCAGAUGUUGGCACAAGAGAACAGCUGGCGAGGAGAGUGCACCUUCGUGAAGAGAAAGUGGAGGUGUGGUUCAAAAACAGAAGGGCAAAAUGGAGAAGACAGAAAAGAUCAUCAUCGGAAGAGUCAGAAAAUUUGCAAAAAUGCCACAAAUCAUCUAAAACAGCAGGAGGGAAAAAAGAUGAAGGAAAAAGUGACGUGGAUUCAGAUAGCUGAUAUUUAAAUAAAUCCAACAGAAAAUGCCGAAGAUGUGGAUACGUAGUUCAUGCACAUUAAUAGAGAUACAUUUUGUAGAUAUUGUAAAUGGUUAAAUACUGUGUGGAAGUACGUACUAAAAUUCGUUGCGAUGAUGUUGCACAGAUGUAUAGUAAAUAUUACUUUUAUUAUUGAUAUUUAUGUUUAAUUUAAGAAAACUGUAAUGCAGGAACACUCACACAAGCAUCUUUAUUACUGAUGUGUGCAUAGUUUUGAGUCUGACGUCUUUCCUCGAUUAAUAAAUAUUACAUGCCAUAAUUGAUGUAUUUUUGUACGCUCAGCGCAGACUGUACAGAUUCAUGGAAAAAAAACGAAUACGCAUGCAUUUCCAUUUACAUGGUAUUUAAAGUGAAGAGAAUAUUGACUGGGAUAUUUAUUUUACUUUUUAUUUUUUAAAAUAAGCAAGUCAAGUAUGCAUUCUUUAAUUUCGGUCCUGGAUGUAAUUCGUUUUUAACUUUAUAUUGUAAAACCUUAUUUUUCGUUAAGAAUGACUAACGGAACAGUUCCACUCAUUAAAUGAACG